CCGGCCGCCACUCACCAGGUAGAAACAGAUGACCGAACAGCCCUUGUUAGUAAGCCCAGGAAAAAAGGAGGAAACAGUGAUCUGGCAUCAGCUGGAUUUAACAUUAUCAAUUCUAUCAUAGGAUCAGGCAUUAUAGGAUUGCCAUAUUCAAUGAAGGAAGCUGGUUUUCCACUAGGAGUACUGCUUUUAUUUGGGGUUGCCUAUAUCACAGAUUAUUCCAUUAUAUUACUGAUCAAAGGAGGAAACCUCUCCAGUACCAACACCUACCAGGAGCUGGUCAGAAAAACAUAUGGUCUUGUAGGUUAUCUAAUUCUUUCAACUCUUCAAUUUUUAUAUCCAUUUAUUGCUAUGAUCAGUUACAACAUAAUAACAGGAGACACUUUAACUAAGGUUUUUCAGAGAAUACCUGGAGUUGGACCAGACAAUGUGCUUACUGACCGUCACUUCAUAAUUCUUCUUACCACCAUCAUCUUUACCUUGCCUAUAUCUUUAUAUCGAGACAUAGCAAAACUGGGAAAGGUAUCUCUUAUUUCUCUGAUUUUAACCAUUGUCAUCCUGAUUAUUGUGAUGGUGAGAACAGUAACAUUAAGUCCACAAGUACCCAAAUCAGAAAAUGCAUGGAUAUUUGCAAAAUCAAAUGCAGUACAAGCCAUUGGGGUGAUGUCAUUUGCAUUCAUCUGCAACCAUAACAGCUUUUUAAUAUAUGGGUCUCUGGAAGAACCCACAUUAAAGAACUGGUCUCGAGUCACACAUGUGUCUGUCUCACUCGCUGUUUUUAUCAGUGUAGUGUUUGCUGCAUGUGGAUAUAUGACUUUUACAGGAUACACAGAAGGAGAUAUAUUUGAAAACUACUGUAGAGAUGACAACCUUGCUACGUUUGGAAGGUUUUGUUAUGGAGUUACUGUAAUUCUGACGUUCCCCCUUGAAUGUUUUGUGACCAGAGAGGUGAUUGCCAAUGUGUUUUUCCAUGGGAACCUCUCAACAGUUUUCCAUAUUGUUGUGACAGUAGUUAUCAUUGCUGUGGCGACUGGUGUAUCAUUAGUGUAUGAUUGCCUUGGAAUAGUUUUAGAGCUGAAUGGAGUUCUGAGUGCUACCCCACUUGUUUUUAUCAUCCCAACAGCGUGUUAUCUAAGGCUGUCCAAAGAGCGAUGGAACCAUUCAGAUAACCUCAUAUCCUGCCUCCUUCUUGCUGUCGGUGUGCUAGUGGUGACAGUUGGGUUUGUUUUGACUAUCUUGCAUCCCCAGGAAUGUAGCCAUGGAAAAGAAAUGUUCUACUGCUUCCCUAGUAAUGUUUCUUUUCACAACAGUACACUUCCACCAUAG
Gymnogyps californianus (California condor) is the source of this 1323-nucleotide messenger RNA. It is a transcript of the gene SLC38A11, whose product is annotated as solute carrier family 38 member 11. The record is from RefSeq and is a predicted model, not a curated record. The transcript has 12 exons. Bases 151 to 1323 code for a protein of 390 amino acids. Gene Ontology annotation, biological process: amino acid transmembrane transport. Gene Ontology annotation, molecular function: amino acid transmembrane transporter activity. NCBI's taxonomy places the organism in Eukaryota, Metazoa, Chordata, Aves, Accipitriformes, Cathartidae.